UGAAAUAUCUUCAUUAUUGGUAACAAACAAUUUAACAUCUUGUGUCAAAAUUAACCGUAACACCUAAAUAAUGCGCAAAGUAAAUAAAUUCCUCAGCAUUGUGGACACUAGCAAUUCAAUUUUCCUGUUAACUCAUUUCGAAUAUUUUCCAAACAACGUUCAAUUUAUAUAAAUAAGCCCGCUUUUAACACCAAGUGUUAGUUCAAUUUUAUCAACAAUAUACUAUUUACCGGUAUUGAAACAAAAGUGCCUUUCUUAACAAAAAUGGAUAGAACUUUAUAUUUUAUCCUCUUCGUGUUAGUCUCAACCGCCUAUUGUCAAAGUUUUUCAUCAUUCAAUGAAAGUGUCUCAACAUCGAAGGGAACCCCGAUUGUGGAGCCUACAAAAACAAUGGAAUUCGGGGCAUCACAAAGGAAUGUGAGUAUUCAGAGGAGACAAUCUGAAUACGUUACGUCUACAUCAGCUACAAGCCAAAGUCAAAAUGUUGGAUCGUCAGAUCUCAGUCCAUCGGAAGCCAGAAGAUAUUAUCCUUAUUUUCGACUCAGGAAAAUGUACAGCACGCACAUAAGGCAGGAGUCAUAUCCUCUCUCUAAUUAUGCUGAUCCCGACGAUCCCGAUGAUAAAUUCCCUACUGUUGCUUAA
Messenger RNA from Phyllotreta striolata, 642 nucleotides. The record is from the annotation of a GenBank genome assembly. Lineage: Eukaryota; Metazoa; Arthropoda; Insecta; Coleoptera; Chrysomelidae.